AUGAGAAGAGCUUGGAGUGCCCCAGGACAUGCUGGGUCAUACCAUCCAAAGGACAACUUGCACCUUCCGUGGCAAAGAAGGAAGCAUGACACCUGCAGGUCAGUGGAGAUGAGUGGACAAGACCCUCUCAGCCUCUUGGAUCUUGCAGCACAGAGCCUCCUGAAUGAUGAGGACUCAGCUGUCCGUGCCCUGGAGAAGCUCCCUGUGGGCCUCUUCCCAGCACUGUCCACGGCAGCUUUUGAUGGGGGACACACGAAGACUGUGACAGCAAUGGUGCAGGCCUGGCCCUUCCCCUGCCUCCGUCUUGGAUCGUUAAGAGAUCAGUCAAUAACUCAAGACCUCUUGGAAGCUGUCCUAGAUGGGCUGGAAUUGGUUCCUACCGGUGCUGCUUGCCCCAGGAGAUCGAAGCUGAAGGUGCUGGAUUUUACCCAUGACUUUGAGCACUCCAACUGGGAGGAGUGCUCUGAGACGACUCCUGCCCCCUUUGUCAUCACACACAUGCUGGAAGAGCCGGAGGCAGACCCGCUGGCACCCAGUUCCAAAGAACAGUCUCCGCAUAACCGAGAACCUGUGGAAAUCCACACAGACCUUUUCCUCGGCGGUUUGUUCGGCUUCUUCCACCUGUCGGGGUUCCCCUCCUACAUACUGCAGAGAGUUGAGAAGAGCCAUGGCUGUCUGCGCCUCCGCUGUCGGACCCUGGUCAUCAACCAGGUGCCAUUGCGCAGCCUGGUCGAGAUCCUGGGAAUGCUGGAGCUGGAGACCAUCCGAGAGGUGAGGCUUCAUCACAGGAGCAGGUUCUGCUUCCGGUCGGACCUGAUCCAGUUCUUCACCCAUGUAGGGCAGAUGAGCAACCUGGGCCACCUCAUCAUGAACGACAUCCCCUGGGAUUUCCCUGCAGACUGUUUCUCCUUGUUGAGUCCACUGGGCCACCUCCAGAAGCUCCAUCUCAUCUUUGGCUGUCUCUCAGGCCAGCUACAGAAGAUGCUGAGUGGCCUGCAAAAACCACUAGAGACACUGGUGAUUAAUGGAUGUAGGCUUACUGAGAAUGACAUCAGUUACUUAUCCCAGAGCAUUCAUGCCACCCACCUGAAGGAGUUGGUCCUCUGUGGCAAUAAUCUAUCCCAAAUGGUUCCUGGGCCCCUCGAGGUUCUGCUGGGGGAGGUGUCAGGCACUCUGCAGCACCUGAACUUGAGAAGCUGCCGGUUGAAGGAAGCCCAGCUCCGAGACCUGCUGCCUGCCCUGUGCUGCUGCUCUCGCCUCCGCUCUCUGGUGUUCUACGACAACGUCAUCUCCACCUCAGGCAUCAUGAAUGUGCUGCAGCACUUAGCGGGGCUGAAGGAGCUGAAGCGUGUGCAGUACCCUGUCCCUGCUGAGUGUGUUGUGUACUUGGAUGAAUACAGGUGGGGAAACCUCAACAGAGUGGAGCUCGCCCGCGUGCAUGCCAAGUUGCAGGAAAUGUUGCAGGCACUACGACGGGCCGACAUGGAGUUGACAAACGCGACCUCAGUGGCCUGA
Neogale vison (American mink) is the source of this 1515-nucleotide messenger RNA. RefSeq names its product PRAME nuclear receptor transcriptional regulator (gene PRAME). The coding region runs from base 1 to 1515 and encodes 504 amino acids. Gene Ontology annotation, cellular component: cytoplasm. The transcript has 4 exons. NCBI's taxonomy places the organism in Eukaryota, Metazoa, Chordata, Mammalia, Carnivora, Mustelidae. Gene Ontology annotation, biological process: negative regulation of DNA-templated transcription; negative regulation of apoptotic process; positive regulation of cell population proliferation. The record is from RefSeq and is a predicted model, not a curated record.